AUGCGGAACGCACCGUCGUCAACUUUCUGCUCUACCGGAUCUCGCCAACCUGUCGGGCUGCGGGUCUAUCUCCCGCCCGCCCGCUGAAUUCAUAUCCCUCUCCCCUGGAAACGCAUCUCCAUGCCCUCUCGCACCAGCCCCAAUCCCGCAUCCCAUCGCUUCUGCGCGCACCCGACGUGCUGUAUGAUUAUUCGUCGCCUCCACCAUCCCUGGAUUAUGUUUUGGAAUUAUGUCUCUUGUGCCCCCUCUAAAAUUCGUAUUUUUGGGUUUUUGCUCGCCUGUUUCAACUAUGAACGAAAUCAACCUCGCAGCGUCGUCACAGCUUUUAUCGACAUGUCGGCGAAAAACGUCUUUUUUUUUCUUUUCCUUAUCACGGUAUCUAGUGAACGAACCGCUCUCCAUGUCUCAACCGCCUUCGAAUACACCGCGGGGGCGGGCUGAACGCAAGUUUGCGAAAAAAAAAAAACAAAAAAUGGGAACAAUAAAACGGUUGCAUCAGCGUAUCAGAGAAGCACACAACGAAAAUGUAAACAAAGGCAUUAUGCUAGAAAAAAGCCCGUGCGCCGGUCUGUGUGUUGUGUGUUAUGGGUGACGGGCUCAAAAGGGGUGGGGGGGAAAGUACGGGAACGCCGCAUGGGAAACCCGAACC
This is a messenger RNA of Fimicolochytrium jonesii, 649 nucleotides long. RefSeq lists its product as uncharacterized. The transcript has 2 exons. Bases 230 to 592 code for a protein of 120 amino acids. Lineage: Eukaryota; Fungi; Chytridiomycota; Chytridiomycetes; Spizellomycetales; Powellomycetaceae. The record is from RefSeq and is a predicted model, not a curated record.